This is a messenger RNA of Biomphalaria glabrata, 7908 nucleotides long. Its product is annotated as heparan-sulfate 6-O-sulfotransferase 2-like. The transcript is spliced from 4 exons. Lineage: Eukaryota; Metazoa; Mollusca; Gastropoda; Planorbidae. Gene Ontology annotation, molecular function: heparan sulfate 6-sulfotransferase activity. The record is from RefSeq and is a predicted model, not a curated record. Bases 420 to 1742 code for a protein of 440 amino acids. Gene Ontology annotation, cellular component: membrane.
UUCAAUAUUUUUGCCGAGUUCCGCAAACAUAUGAUCUUUCUUUAAAGUCUAAGUAAGCUUGAUUAGUUGAUAGACCUUGGCUAGAUGUAAAUCUAGAUCAAAUGUUAAUAACCCGAACUAAGUUAUAGAUCUAUAGAAGUAUUCUACAGACGUUACUUCAAAAAAAAAAAAAAAAAAAAGAUGAUCAUGAUUACGUCCUAGACCUAGACUUUAGACUUAGACUAGUCACUAGAGUUAAGUAGUUUUAAGUUUAGAGUUUAGACUUAGACGACUUGACUUAUUAUUGUGACAAUUGUCUUAUACUAGCUAGACCUAAUUACGAUUUGUGGUUGUGACUUGUGCUAGCAGUUAAUUAAAAUUCUAGGAAUUAUGUACUCAAGUAUAUGGUAUAGGACAAGAGCCCUACAUCUUGUAAAUAAAUGAAGGAAAACUGCUUCGACACAUUUUCUAGGCUCAAUACAAGUUUAUUGCUAAGAUUCAUUAUGAGGAAAAUAGCAUCAUACAGAUCCAAUAAAUGUAGACUCACUGUCUUUCUUUUAAUAACAGCAUUUUUUUUCAUGAUUUUGAUUGCAAUGUAUUCCUGCAAUGGCUCCCUCUGUCUUAAAGCACCAGAUCUUACCCCUGUUGCAUAUUCUGAUUUUGAAGCAUUUUUACAAGGUAAAGUCUUGAAACAUAAGUUCAAUAUCAGUGCUAUUGACAGGGUGUUCGAACUUGAUCUGGAAGACAGAGAUAUUCUCAUUUACCUUCACAUUCAGAAAACAGGCGGUGCUGCUUUUGGCCGCCACUUAGUUCACAACCUUGACUUGACUUCAAAGUGCAUGUGUGAGCCAGAGAAGAAAAAAUGUGAUUGUACCACAAAGAACAAAAAAUACUGGCUUCUGAGUCGUCAUUCCACUGGAUGGGUCUGUGGCCUGCAUGCUGAUUGGACAGAAUUAAAUGACUGUGUUGAUGAAUGGUUUAAAAAAAAUGAGCCUCCUACAAGAACACAGAGAAGAUAUCAUUACAUCACAUUCCUUCGCAACCCUGUCAAUAGAUUUUUUAGUGAAUGGCAACAUGUUAAAAGAGGGGCCACUUGGAAGGCAGUCAGGCUUCACUGUAAUGGAAGAGAUGCAACAUUGGAUGAGGUACCAUUUUGUUUCAGUGGCCCUGACUGGUCAGGAGUUUCCUUUGAAGAGUUUGUAUCAUGCCAGCACAAUUUGGCAUUCAACAGAAUGACACGUAUGCUCUCUAACCUCUCUAAAAUAAACUGCUACAACAAGACAAAUCGGAACGAAAAACUUGCAGGGGAGAUCAUGCUGAAAAGUGCUAAAGAAAAUCUUCUGAAUUUUUCAUUUUUUGGCAUCCUGGAAGAACAGGAGAAGACUCAGUUUUUGUUUGAAAAUACCUUUGGCAUCAGAUUUAUUGAGAGUUUAAAACCUAAGCCUAUAACUCAUGUGUCUCAGCUAAAUAUCACUCGUGCCAUGCAUGAUGCUGUUGUGGACAAGACCAGGCUGGACAUCCAGCUGUACCAGUUUGCCAAAGAUCUGUUCCUACAAAGGGUUGAGAGCAUGGAGGCCCACUUGGGAUACACUGUGGAGGAUUACUUCAACAGUGCUAGAAACUCUGCCAAGAAGGUUGAAAAAGUUGUCCCUAAAGAAGAAGAAUUUCCAGAAGAGAAUGAGGAAACAGAAGAGGAUGACAAACAGGUCCAGUAUCCAAGCAAGGCUACUGUGAACGCGCUAGAACCUAAAGCAAAGAGGUAGCCACUUAGCUUUUGUUACUUCCAACCUAUAACAUUAUGGCCAGUGCUAACAAACAAUGUGUGAUAAGCAGAGCUUGCACCUGUACACAAAUCAAUUUGAAAUGAACAUUUUUUUUUUUAAAAGUGCUUUUUACUUGAUUCGUUGAAUAAAUUUCUAUCCAUUUUUGUGUCAAAUUAAGUCAGUGGUAAAGGGAUAAACCUGUCCAAAAGCUUGAGCGUAUCUAUUCAAAUACCUUUCCAAAUCUUGAGUAUAUCCAAAAAGCUACAGUGCUCAUCAUAUUUCUUGGAUUAACAUAACAUCCUACAUUGUGACCUCACAAUCUGCUGAAGGAUUCCUAUUUAAAAAAAACUGUAUAAAAGGGAAACUUUUAUUUCAACAGACUUUUUGUAUAGAUAUUAUAAAAAAUCAUUCAUCAAAAAGUCUUAAAGCCAUUCAAUACACUACCUUAGAUAAAUAUAUUGGCAUACUUAAUAGAAAUCGCUAUCAAAGUUUUUACUAGAUCACGUAAAAAAUAAAAAGAUUGAAUCACACCAUUAAUAAAAUCACUUAGCAUAGAAAUACUGCUGUAGGAAAAAGUAAUUUAGCAUUAAUGCAAACCAUACAUAACUUACAAAUACUAAAAUGCUUGUUGUUUUCCAAGGCACACAAAUAGAAGCACAUAAACGAAGAAAAACUAUUUUUAAUAUAUAUUCCUCAUCCUAACCAAACUUUUAAAUAUAAAAAUAUAAUUUAAAACAGAACGAAAAAAAAGAGAUAUUAUAAAACUCCUUUAGAAUAAAUUCAUGUAUGCAUGAACAGGUUAUCUAAAUUAAGGCGAAUACUCUAAUUAUAUAUAUUGAAACAAAAAUAACUAGAUAUGCUUAGGACAUAAUCUUAUUUUUAAGAAACAACUGUGAUAAGAUAAGCUUCAGGCAGUCAGUCUUUAACCACAGGACAUAGUCAAUCCAAACAAAGUUUGUGUUGAUCAUCUGUUUGUAUAUAUGUUCUCUUAUUAUGAUUUGAUCAAAUUGUUUCAACUACUUCCCUACAGCUGUAAGUCUGUCAAAAAGAUAAAUUAAUAUAUAUUUAUCCCAGGCUAAGAUAUAUCACUGUUAAUUUAAAAAUACUAGUCAGUGAAAGGUGAUUCCAGAAAUAUUUGAAUCCUUUUCAUUCUUUUUGUAUUUUCAUUUGAGAAAUGUUUGAUGCAUAUAUGUGUGGUUUUUUUUUUUGUUGGUUUUUUUUUGUAUUAUUUAAUGAAAAGAAAUUACUAUUGUAAAAACAAUGUACACAAUAUUUUAUGCCAGAUAAGUUUCCUAUGUACAAUCUUUUAUUUUUGAGUAACAACUUGAUCUUGUGAGUUGAGGAAAAAUUUACAAAGAAAAAAAGUAAAAUAUAUGUUGAAGUUCAAAGUCUCCAAAGUAAAACUUUAGAGGUUUUACUUGCGGCAAGACGUAUACUAGCUUAUAAAUAAAAAAUAAUACAUUAGCUUAUAAAUAAAAAAUAAUACAUUGGAAACAAUCCACUUCAGUUUGUAUGGCUAUUGUAUAGGCAAACUGAUUGCUGAUUUAUUCAGUAAAAAUACUUGUAAUAAAUGUAAAAUAGAAAUGCUUGUAUUAUUAUUACAAUUGUGUGAGGAACUGACAUCUCUUGGCUGUUUACAUAGUGUUCAUUUGUCUAAGACAAAGAAAAAAUUACAUUUGAUACCUAUUUGUAUUUUUGAGCAGGUUGGAAAACCUUGAUUUAAACCAUAAUGUUAAUAUCAAGUUUGUGCCACUAAUUUUGCUAUAGAAUGCCAGGACUCGUAUUUACAGAUUUAUUGGCUCCUAUUUUUUUUAACAAUGAUUCAGGAACUUCAUAGGGUGGUUCAUAGAAAUGGAAAAAGUGACCAUCCUUUUAGCAUAUAUUUUCUAACCCAGUGAUUUUAUAAACCUACAGAGUGGAUGUUUUUGAGAUAGCAAAUUAAUAUAAUUUUAUUGAUGAAAUUUUUAUAAUCUGAUUUGCUUUAUGACUCAUAAGAUAGGGGAGUUAUUACAAAUAAGGAAAGAAACAUUACAUAGGUAUGGGUUGGUCUACAGAGAGUAUCAAUACAACUUAUACUCUUGGGAAGUAACUCUAGGCUGUUUUGGCCACACUAUGUUGAGCUGCCUAUAAUUUUUGUUUAAUAAAAUGGCAUCUUUAUUUCACUAGUUGUUGACUUGAAUUCUACAAAUAUUGCAGUAACUGCCAUAACAAGUUCAUACUUUUUGUUUUUUAGUUUUAUAAAAAAACAACUGAAAUUGCUUUUGUCUUCUUCCUAGAUUCUCCAUCUUGAAGCAUUAAUGGAUAUAAAUAUCCAUAGAGUAGUUUAGUUGUUAGACUUAAGUUAUAUUUCUUUUCAUUGAGAUACUUCUUUAAAAUAUCUAAUCAAAAAUGUUUUCCAAGCUUAAAAGGUAAUAUUGUGUAUAAAUAUAUAUGGCCUCCUUCAGUCAUGAUGCGACUAUGGGCAUUACCUAUGGUUGGAACUAUGUCACCCACACAGCAUUCCUCCAUUCUCCAUGCAGCUGAUGUAUCCAAAGGAACAGUAGGUGCUGAUACAGUUUGGGAUCAGCGGCGUUGCAUACUCUGCCAGGGUGUAGCACUGUGUGCUGCAAACUGCCAUUGAGCUGCAGGAGUCCUGAUAUUUUCCUCAGGGUUGACUCCCAUAUGAGGGUAUAGCUGCAAGGUAGCAGAGGUUUGAAUUUUUAGUUUUCCUACUCCUAGGUGAGUAGCCAGCCAAGGCUAACAGGCCCCUCCUGCACAAAGCUUACUGGUUUAGGCACCAGUUACUCACCUUUGCCCCACUUCCUGUUAGUGUAAACAGUUCCGUUGGACUUAAUAUCUGAGCCACACAUAAGGGCCAGGAGUUGGACUGGUUGUCAGAGGCUAUUUGAGGCGCAUGUCAUUGGAAGCGUUUUAUAGGUAGUGGAGUAAUUAUUAGAUCAGUUACCAGUUGCGGCAAUGACAACCUUACGGAAUCUGUUGUGUAUAUUUAUUCUAAAUCUACAUCCCAUAAGAUUUUUGUUUCUUUUUGAUGAGUUGUUGACACUCCACAACAAUAUAUUUAUAUGGACUCAGAAAUGUAAAUCUAAGUGAAUUGUUUUUAUUUUGUGUGUGUAUUCUGUAAAGAUUUGUGAAUUAGAAAAACAAUAAAAUUUGUAUUUAAAAUUGUAAUAGUCUUUCAAAUGAGUACAUAGGAUAAGUACAUAAGUAUAUCAUUUUAGCUAGACAAGUAAAUUAUACAUUUUACUUUAUUUUAAAAAGUAAACUUGUAUAUUUAAACAUAACCAAGAUAGUUUUAUUAGUUGAUAGUAAAUGGCAUAGUGAUUGGAUUCAUAUGUUCUAUUUACUUAUAAUGUGUAUCAGAUGUAGAAAAAGAAAAUUUAUGCAUUCGUUCACGUUCACAAAGUUGAUAGAUGUAAAAAAUGAUGCUUGUAUGUACUCAUCCACUCAGCACAAAUCAUAAGGCAGUGGUUUUGUUUUUUCUAAGCUUAUCAUUUUUAUUAGCAAAUAAGAUUACAGAAAAGCAUUUUUUUUUGUUACAUUUUUUUGUAGUCUAACUGUUUGCAUCUGUCUUAACUGUGACAGUUGAUCACUGUGCACCCAAACUUAGAUAUUGUUUAGCUAAUUAUAAAAGCUUUUUCAAUUGUAAAUGUUUGUGUAUUUGUUAACCAAAGUUAGGGUCCUGUUAUCAGCAUUCUCUUAGGAAAGAGUCUGUUUCACAAUAUUUUUUUUUGUGAUAGUAAUUUUAAAGCUGUUUGUAAAAUAAAUGACAUGACCAAUUUUACUAUCACAUUUUUUAUACUAAGUACUGUUAUACACUUCAUCAAGAACAUGUGGCUGCCUGGUCAUGUGGCUUGCGCGCUGGACUUUCAUUCUGAUGGUCCUGGGUUCAAACCCUGCUAGCUCCAUCCCCCAUCGUCCUGCAGGAGGUUUGAAGUAGUAAGUAAAUUAUCUUCAACUCCGAAGGAACAUCCAAAACAGUGUUUACAAAAACAUUAUUGUCCAUUAAGAUCCCCUUUCUAGUUGAGGUGUUACUAUAAGUUUAUUUUCCAAUGAAACAACAGAAAGUGCAGGAAAAAAGUCCAGUGAAUUAACUGCUGAAAACAAUGCCUGCUUACUUCCUAGCAGCAUAAGUAUACUCCAUUUGUCUCCUACCUUGGUAAACAAUGUUUGAUGAUAAACAAAGGAAAAUGUAUCUAUACGAAGCUUUAAAAACAAUGAUAUUAUUCAUGUGAUGCCAAUUGUCUUUAUUUCUGUUAACUUGUUGCAUGUAGCACGAAGAUAUUGUUAGAUGUUGUGGUUUAUUUGUAAAUUUUGUACAUUUGGUUGUCUGUUUUCAAUGCACUUUUAAGCUUAUGUAGAUGUUGUACAUUUCAAAAUCAUAACAUGAGAGUGUUUCAGCUUUAUCUUCUUGUUGAUGAAGAAGAGUUUUUUUUUUUUUUUUUUUUUUGAGACAUUGCUAUGAUAUGCCUAGCACAAUUUUGGAUGACAUUUGAUCAAAUGUUUGACAUACUGAUUUGGUUUUGGUUGCUUUUCUUGAGUCUGAAAAUGUGUGAUGUUUUUUUUUUUCCUUCAAUUCUUUUCAUAGCACUAUAUCUUUAAUAUAUUUAAUUGUAAAACAUUAUUAUAAGCUGGAGCAGGGAAUUGUAAAUGUACAUUUGAAGUCUAAAUGCUAUCUGUACAUAGAGCUUCCUUUUUAAUGACCAGGUUAUGGUUGAGUUAAUCCUUUUUUUUUUUUCUAUGCCUCCAAACAUGAAUUGUGUUUACAUUUUAGUACAAUCCUUUCAAUUUGUCAAAAAAAUCCUAACUUUACAGAGCUUUUGUCUGGGUCUGAUUAGGAACAAAUAUCAGUCGACUUGUUAAUAUGUUCUUCCUCUUUUGUCACUUGCUUGGCAUUGAAGUUUUCUUUUUUUUUCCCCAGUAAAUACAUCAGCCUGCAAAAAAAAAUAAUGUUAGAUAAUCAAAUGUAGUCAAACUCUUUUUGAUCAAUCCAAUUGAAUAAUUACAUGGGCUAUCCAUUGUAAGUCCCCACUUAAUGGGAUUCUGUAGAUUGAUUGGAAAUGUGCUUUCCUUUUACAGUACGCUGAGGCUUAUUUCCUAGGUAUGCUUACUUAGCAUAUCUGUUUCACUUGCUUUUUAGUCUGGAAGGGAAACUGUACAUACAAACUUAGUACCAUUCUGUCCAAGGGGCAACAGUUGUCCUACAGUUAAAAAAUCUAGUCAUCAUUAACUUCUGUACUAGAACUAUUAUUAUAAGUAGCAAAUGUCUUGCUAGUGAAAUCUUUCCCCAUUUUAUUCUUUGUAAAAAGCUAACAUAAUGCCAUUUUUUAAAAGUUUUUUUUUAGAUAUUCUCUUUGCCGAUUGAAGCUUCUUCCUCCUUUGAUCUACUAACUCUAUUUUAGCUUAUAAAUUUCUUUAGCACUAUCUUAGGCACUUAGUCUUAUUUCAAGCCAGUAGUUUUAUGUUUGUUUUCUCUCCAUGACUCCACUCUGCAGUAACCACAGCUCCCUUUUCCUCUGGCUACCUCUUUACAUAAUCACUAAAACCUUGAUAUUCACACAACGGGUAUAUAAAAUAAUUACUUUUUUUUUUUCUAUGUUACUAUUUAAAAAAAAACAAGAUUUAAGAAAAGGAAAUUAUAUUGUGAAGACUUACUAAGUAAAGACAUCGUGCACUAAACUUUUAUUAAAUCCAAAAAUGAAUUACCGGUACCAUAAUCUUUUGGCAUUUAAUUAUUCCUUCCAUCAUAUUUUUGUUUUUUUUAAAUUUGAGCCAGUAAUUUUUUUUUCCACAAAUUACAUUUUUAACAAUAGGUUGUGUCUUUAUAUUUAUGUAGCACAUUUAAUGAAAUUACAGUUUUUCUCCUGUUUGUGUGAUAUUAUUUUUAAGAGGAUAUCAACAAAUAUUAUCAAGUUUUAAAAACUAUACAGUCUAGAGCUAUGGUAUCAUUGUCUUCCAUUUGGAUGAAAUAUUUUGAGUUUUUAUUCUUUGGCUAUUAUAUUAAAAAGUCAAUCAAAUGUGAUUUCUUAAAUUAAAAAUAAUUCAAAGUAUGUUCUUUUUGCGCUUUUUAACUUUUGUAUCGAUUUAGCUUUUUGUCGGAACAAUGUUUUUCAACCAUUUUAUUAUAAUUAUGAACUGCUGUAAUGAAAAUUAAAGUUUGUUUACCGGA